GACCCCACUGAUCCUAAACAGAAUCCGUUGAACCCCCAAGGGCUGAAACCAUGUUGCGCAUGCCCUGAAACUAAAUCUGUUCGGGAUGACUGCUUUUUAAAGUACGACUCAUCUGAGGCGGACGAGAAGUGCCGGGAACUCGUACAGAGACAUAUCGCCUGCAUGCGAGGCUACGGGUUCAAGAUCUGA
Molecule: messenger RNA, 189 nt
Organism: Postia placenta MAD-698-R-SB12
Lineage: Eukaryota; Fungi; Basidiomycota; Agaricomycetes; Polyporales; Adustoporiaceae
Exons: 2
Biological process (GO): mitochondrial respiratory chain complex IV assembly
Cellular component (GO): mitochondrial intermembrane space
Molecular function (GO): copper chaperone activity; copper ion binding
Source: RefSeq, a predicted model, not a curated record